Zygosaccharomyces rouxii is the source of this 372-nucleotide messenger RNA. Its product is annotated as endosulfine family protein. Gene Ontology annotation, cellular component: cytoplasm. Lineage: Eukaryota; Fungi; Ascomycota; Saccharomycetes; Saccharomycetales; Saccharomycetaceae. The transcript has a single exon. The record is from RefSeq and is a predicted model, not a curated record. Bases 1 to 372 code for a protein of 123 amino acids. Gene Ontology annotation, molecular function: protein phosphatase inhibitor activity.
AUGAGCGACAUUUCUCCUACCAGUAGUAACGUUGACCUCACAUCUCUGGAUUCAAAAGGUGUAGACAUCUCGCAGUUAACUCCCCAGGAGUUAAAACUGUACAAAAUGUACGGUAGGUUACCGUCAAAGAAGGAUUUGUUCAAGCAUAAGAUGCAAGAACGCAAAUAUUUCGACAGUGGUGAUUAUGCACUAAACAAGGCUGGUAAAGGUGAAACCGAUGCUGUUACCAGUAAUAACAACUUGCCCGUGACGAAUCCAAGUGGUCUUAGAGAAUCGAUAAUACGCAGAAGAAUGAGUAACAGUGCGGGGGAUUCCAUCUCGAGACAAGGUUCCAUCUCAUCAGGACCACCCUCAAAAUCUCCCACCAAAUAA